Molecule: messenger RNA, 2261 nt
Organism: Paraphaeosphaeria sporulosa
Lineage: Eukaryota; Fungi; Ascomycota; Dothideomycetes; Pleosporales; Didymosphaeriaceae
Product: choline-sulfatase
Exons: 3
Coding region: 176-2065 (629 amino acids)
Source: RefSeq, a predicted model, not a curated record
CCAUAAUUCUCUCACCUCAAACUUGGCUGUCGUCCUGCAUUCCCGCUCACUGCUGUUCUUUCAACCGAGUUCCUGGACCACGCGAACCGUGGUUCCCAUUCCCACCCUUCUUGCCACAACCUCUCUUUAUUCUCACUACAAACAGCCGGCCGCUGAGGGCUGAAGACUCACAAGAAUGGCUCCGAGUCUUCUGCUGCCCACGGAAGAGUCGCAGCCAUACUCACCUACAGUUGUGAAGCAAGCACCAAAGUUGGGUGUUGAGGGUGCAGUGUCACUGGAGGUGCAUACGCCUGCUGGUUCAAAUUUGUCUUUUUCUUCGUCUUCACCUUCUGCCAAUGGCAAUGGUCGCGCUACUCAUGGGUCUUCGAAUGGCAACGGGGUGUCUGCAGGCCAGCGCCAGGAACAACAUUUUAUUACCUCCCAGACGCUCCUAGAGCAAUCAAAGAUCUUCGCGUCCUCCAAUGCAGGCGCCCAUGGCACUUCCAAGAAGCCGAACAUCCUAUACAUUAUGGCCGAUCAGAUGGCUGCGCCCUUGCUCAAGAUGAACAACCCUGAUUCGGUCAUCAAGACUCCGAACCUUGACAAGCUUGCUGAGACUGGUGUGGUCUUCUCUUCCGCGUACUGCAAUUCGCCGCUGUGCGCUCCUUCUAGGUUCACGAUGGUCUCUGGGCAAUUACCAUCCAAAAUUGGUGGUUACGACAAUGCUUCCGUCCUCAACCCCGAUGUGCCCACUUACGCUCACUACCUACGCCGCGAGGGUUAUGAGACCGUUCUUGCUGGCAAGAUGCACUUCAUUGGCCCAGACCAGCUUCAUGGGUUUGAGCAUAGGCUGACCUCAGACAUUUAUCCUGGUGACUUGGGUUGGACUGUGAACUGGGACAAGCCUGAGGAGCGACAGGAAUGGUACCACAACAUGUCGUCAGUGAUGCAGGCCGGCCCAUGUGUUCGUUCCAACCAGCUGGACUACGAUGAAGACGUGAUGUACAAGUCUUCUCAGUGGUUGUACGACUGGACUCGUCAAGACCCUACCACUCGUCGUCCAUUCGCCCUGACGGUGUCUCUCACACAUCCACAUGACCCAUACACCAUGACUCGAGAUUAUUGGGAUCGAUAUGAAGGUGUCGAUAUCCCAUUGCCGAAGAUUCACAUUGACCGCGAGGAUCAAGAUCCUCAUUCCCAGCGCCUGAUGAAGACCGUCGAUCUCUGGGAUAACCCGAUACCAGAAGAAGCGGUCAUCCGGGCUCGACGAGCGUACUUUGGUGCGUGCUCGUUUGUCGACGAUCAGAUCGGAAAGCUCGUCCAGAUCCUGAAGAACUGCUACCUGGAUGAGAAUACGAUCAUUGUGUUCUCCGGAGACCAUGGGGAUAUGCUCGGAGAGCGUGAUCUCUGGUACAAGAUGUCCUGGUUCGAGAACAGCGCCCGGGUGCCCAUGAUCAUCAACUACCCGGCCAAGUUCGCACCGAAGCGUGUCACCGAAUCUGUAUCCACGAUGGAUCUGCUGCCUACCUUUGUCGAUCUAGCGAAUGGCGAUGCUUCGGCUAUCCUGCCCGUAGACGGCAAGAGUCUUUACAAUUACCUCGUUUCGGACGGACCAGGCAAGGACGAGGUGUUUGGUGAAUACAUGGGAGAAGGAACUGUCACGCCUGUAUACAUGAUACGGCGUGGCCCCUGGAAGUACACCACGUCACUCGUCGACCCUCCGCAACUCUUUAAUUUGGUAGAGGAUCCUCAAGAGCUCCUCAAUCUGGCUGAAUCACCCAAGCACGCGCACACCUUUGCAGCCUUCGAGGCCGAAGCAAAGAAAAAGUGGGACUUUGCGGCAAUUCACCAAGAUGUCUUGGCUGCCCAACGCAGGCGCCAGCUCUGUUGGAGCGCCUUGCGAAUUGGCCGCAAAGAAGUUUGGGAUUACCAGCCUCCAGGUAUUGAAAAAGACCGUUACAUACGGUCGCACAUCCCCCUCGAUGAUCUGGAGCGUCGUGCACGAUUCCCCGUGGUCGACCACCUUGGACGUGAGAAGUCAGCAGCCGCGAGUCACCACGGCAUCGCUGGUGCAGCCGGAGAGUAGAAUGACCCGAUCUCUCUUGAAUAUGUUGUAACUCUUGUGUAAUUUGGUUAUCGUUUGGCACCGACACAGUGGGAUCCAUGCUCGGCACAAUCUGCACUUGUCAUAUUCAGGAGCAUGCGAUCCAUUACAUUUCUAGCGUUCAAGCGAGUAUCUGAAUAUGGUGUAAAGGCGUAAGCAAAUUUUGGUACAUAAUAAC